AAAGAAAUGGAAAUCAAUAACCAUAGACAUCUUUUGACCAAAACCUCAAAUCUCUUCAAUGGCUAACCCCUUUGAUCUGAAAAAACACGACCAAAUUAACAAUGAAGAAACAUCACAAAUAGCAAUAGUAAUUGUGCCAUAUUUAGAACAAGGUCAUCUCAAUCCCCUUCUUAACCUCUCUCGUCUACUCUCAUCUUACAACUUUCCUGUAUUUUUCCUAGGCACUAACACUAGCAACAGACAAGCAAAAUUCAGACUAUGUGGUUGGGACAUUCUUGAUUUUCCGACCAUGCAUUUUCAUGACCUCGUACCUCAAUCUCCUGGUUCUUGUUCCAAUGUUCCUACUUCAUUAAUGGAGAAAAUAGGCUCAUUUUUCACAUCCAUUUUGCUCCUUCGUAACCCCAUUCGUGAAUUCUUGCAAGAAAUUUCAAGCACAUAUAGAAGGACAGUGGUUAUUAAUGACUUAGGUAUGUCAUGGGUUGUUCAAGAUGCAAUUUCAAUUCCUAAUGUAGAAUGUUACUGUUUCCACACUAUUUCUGCUUUCACCGCUCUGUCAUUCGCCUGUGAAACUACGAAAAAACCACUUCCAUCUCCGGUAGCUGAAAUAAUUGCAGAGCUUCCUCCAAGGGAAAACACAUUUGAUUCAGAAACAAUAGAAUACUUAAAGCUGCAACGCGAGUCAAGAGACAUUUACUCAGUUGGUCUCCACAAUUCAUGCAAAGAAAUCGAAGGCGUUUUCAUUGAUUUGCUUGAAGAACAACGCAAAAACAAGCAAUGGGCAAUUGGUCCAUUAAAUCCAGUGGAAAUUGGAAGUUUCAGGAAAGAAAGCCAUGCAUGUUUUGCAUGGCUUGAUAAACAAGAACUGAAUUCGGUGAUUUAUGUUUCGUUUGGAUCUACGACUACACUAUCGAACGAACAAAUUAACGAGCUGGCACUUGGAUUAGAACAAAGCGGGCAAAAAUUCAUUUGGGUUCUUCGACAAGCUGAUAAAAAAGGUGGGGAUAAUGUCGAAAGAGGAAUUAACUGCGCUUUGCCAGAAGGGUAUGAGCAGAGAAUUAAAGAAAAGGGGCUUGGUUUUAUAGAAAAAAAUUGGGCCCCACAAUUGGAAAUUUUGGGACACGUGUCAGUUGGUGGAUUCAUGAGUCAUUGCGGGUGGAAUUCUUGUAUAGAGAGCAUUUCAAUGGGAGUGCCAAUAGCUGCUUGGCCUAUUCAUUCGGAUCAACCGAGGAAUACUGUGCUGAUAACGAAGGUUUUGAAGAUUGGGAACAUUGUGAGAGAUUGGGAAAAUCGAGAUGAAUUGGUGAGUGCUGUGAGAAUUGAAAACGCGGUGAGGAAGUUGAUAGGUUCUACAGAAGGGGAGGAGAUGCGGCAGAGAGUGGUGGAGGUGAGUGACGCUGUGAAGAAGUCGGUGAUGAAUGGGUCGAGUUGCAAGGAGAUGGAUUCUUUUGUUGCUUAUAUUACCGGAUAAACUUGCUUGAACUUGGAAAAAUCCUAUGGAAGUGAAAGUGUGUUUUUUCAUAUUACUAGUAUUUACAAGGUUAAGAGUCUGUCAGACAGCCAUUAGACCAUCCCAGCUCCGAGUCGGAGUGAACGAUCCUCUAUAAGGCUCCAAGGCCCGAAGGCCUUGGGACUUUUAAUCACGCUCUGAUCUAAAGGUCAUGGUUCAUCGUCCAGAAUUAAUAAUUUCCGGUCUCCUUAGAACUCAAGGAUACAGUGGUACGAGCCUAUAGAACAUGUCUUGUUCAAGUAAGGUCGUAGAAUUUUCAAGGUUAAGUUGAUCUAUAAUAAUAUACUCCAUAAUCUUUCCUACUAAAGCAGGUAUUGUUAUCUUAAGAAUAGAGUGUUGAUCUAAUAUAGUCAGUUAAAUUGUAUUGAUAGUAUAAAAACAUGUUAU
Messenger RNA from Lycium ferocissimum, 1894 nucleotides. Its product is annotated as zeatin O-xylosyltransferase-like. NCBI's taxonomy places the organism in Eukaryota, Viridiplantae, Streptophyta, Magnoliopsida, Solanales, Solanaceae. The record is from RefSeq and is a predicted model, not a curated record. Bases 59 to 1468 code for a protein of 469 amino acids. The transcript is spliced from 2 exons. Gene Ontology annotation, molecular function: UDP-glycosyltransferase activity.